GCGCGGAACGCGCGUUGUCUUGUCUAACGCUCAGACUUGUUCGGACACGUCGCGUAGCAUCGCGGACGUUACAUUGUUCUCGUGUGUCGGCGUCGUUAGUCUCGCGUCUGGUUUCAUCUUGCGAACUGAUCGUCCGUAGGAACAGUCGUGCGUCGCGGUGCGUAAGAUUCGCGCGUGCCCGCUGUUGUCCUGGUGCAACUACGUAACAUCGCGUGUGUAACGUUUUGUGCUUGUUGCCCCGAGUUCCUUCGAAGGGAGUUCUCUACAGGCGUGCAACCUUCUCCCGAUCCCAACGACGCGCCGGAGGAGAAAAAGAUAUACAGACAGAAGGAGAAGCUUUGCAUUGACUAUCAGCAUCGAGGAGCAUCCAUUGCGCCGAGAUUCUCCAAAUUUUCGAGAUACUCGGUGCACGUGUACACGAGUCACGACUGAUAUGCCGCUCCUUCUAUAAGAGCGGCAGGAUGUCGACGAGCACCGCCUCCGGCGGCGGAGGCGGCGGCGGAGGCGUCGGCGGAGCCCUCAGCCUGAUGGGUUGCGUGAGGGAGGCCUCACCGCCACCUCAGAAUCAUCAUUCACACCAUCACCAUCAUCAUCAUCAGCAGCAACAGCAUCGCGCCUUCGGCCUUGGCGAAUUCUCGACCCAGCACAGCGUCGACCCUCUGCCCAAAGAACCAAAGAAACGUCGUUUUCAUCCCCUACGUGGGCUCAGGAAGAUCUUUCGGCGAAAGAGCCGCGGCGCCGCUGAUGUGCGUCUCGUUUCCAAUUCCGGCGAUCGAGAUGCGGAAUUGGCGCGUCUCCCGCGGGAGGACAUCACGGUGCGACAUCCCGCAGGUCGCCCCGAAGAGGCUCGCAGUAGGAGCGCCAGCGAGCUCCUCACCGAUUCCUGUGACAGGGAAAGUGGACGGCACGUCCGUUCGUCGAGAAGACGCAGUUUCGCCGCGUCGUUCAAGACGCGCGGAUCGUUCAAACACGUAUUCCUCCGAAGAGGAGGCGGCACAGAAGAUAAUUUCGCGAAGUUACGAGGAGGCGCCGCCAAAUUGUCGGUGUCGCACGACAGCGUUUUCCCGGGAGAAGUUCCUCACACUCGGCCUCUCUCCUCGCUGGCCAGCCUGGCAACGCUCGAGCGACGGCAGGCCCGGAAGAGCAACGAGAUCAUCGAGCACAAGGAGUACAAUCAUCACGUUGCACAAAGGCACCGGAUAUCCCUGCGGGUACUCGAGCAAAUAAAGACGGUCAUAGAGAACCGGAACCAACUGGCCUCGGCGACCUCGCCGGACACAACGCCUAGUAUAGCGUAUGCUGCCGGCGAGCGGUAUCAGCAGGAAACCACCGAGAACCGCUUCAGCGUCUUCGAGAAGCACGAGAGGAGCGUCGACGACGGCCACCAGCAGGGAAAGAUUGCGAGAGCAUCGAAGGACACGGUCGAUCGGACCGUUCCGGUGGCCAAGGAGGAUUUACCACAACUAGAAAGUGCGAGGCUGAAUCAUACCGCAGCGCAUCACCGGAUCUCCGUGCGUCCGAAGAACCGACGACCGCCACGACGCACCACACCGACGACGCCGACGUCGUCUAACGUCGUCGCCUCCAGCUCCCCAUCGAUACCGCCAACCAUCGCCGAGGAUACCCUGGAUAGCUUAGAGCAGCAACAGCAGCAGCAACAACAACAACAACAACAACAACAAUCGACCAGCAAUGUGUCGACACCGACAGAACCCAAGACCAUCAGCGUGACCAGAAAAUCGUCCAGUCGAUUGUCGCGCAACUCCGACAUCUUCGAGGAACUGGAGUCCAGACUGCCCAGAAAGCCGAGCGCGACCUCGUUGUCGCCGGACAGUCUGGACACCACGACAGUUUCAAGGAACAGCGCGGAGGUAGCUGAGGAACAAACGACGUCGCCAACGACGACGACGACAACGACGACGACGGAGGUCGUCGCCAGGUCGGUCGCCAGGAGACCGUCCAACCGGAUAUCCAAAGGCUCUUCGGACGUGUUCGAAGAACUGGAGACGAAACUACCGCGUAGCAGACGGUCAUCGUCGAAUCGUUUGUCCAAAUCACCGGAUAGUCUGGAUUCGGUGCCGUGCUGGUUCUCCAAGUCCACUGAGGGUUUCGACAAGUACGAGGAGGCGGAGUACGAGGAAUCGUCGCCGAGACCGAUAGCGGCGGUCAGGAGGCUGUUGCUCAAUCCGAUUUCCAAGUCCACCGAUCGCGUCUCCAAGUCGUCGGACAGCUUGGAGGCGAUCGAGCCGCUGGUCAGCGACGACUCCAUCGAGCGCAGACGCAGCAGCUUCGAGUUCCGGGGACGCAGAAGUUCGAAGGCGAUGUCCAAGUCGUCGGAGAGCUUCGAGGUGCUCGAACUGCGGGAGCAGAGCGAGGAGGUGGUGGUGAUCGGUCAAGAGCUGCAGAAGCGCAGCAGCGUUUCCGACAUCAAUUUGUCUCGGGGCAGGAGGUUAUCCAAGAGCAUCUCCAAGUCGUCCGAGAGCUUCGAGAGGAUCGACACAAGCGAGACGAAAGACGUCGAGGAGACGGAGAUGACGUUGGACGAUAUGUCGAAGGGCUGUUGCCGACGGUCGAGCAAGAGAAUGUCCUCCGAGAGUUCGGAUAAUUUGGACGUGGAGGACAGACUGGAGAAUAGGAGAGUGCGAAGAACGCCCAAGAGGAUACCGAGCGGCGGUAUAGUGGACGUGGUGAUGACCGGGGACGAUCGUGACAGAGAGAGACGGCCGACUCCUACCAGGAAGCCGCCGCGGCUUCAAAAGUCUUCCGAGAGCUCGGAGCUUGGUAGCACGGAUACUUUGGACUCAGAAAGGAGGAAUAAGUCCUCGGAAAGCACCGAGACGUUGGAUAGUCUGGAGAAGGACCUGGAGCAGGACCGGAAAGACGAGGAGAUCACGGACAGCGUGGUGGACAGACGCGAGAAAAAUGAUUCCUGGUCCGGAAGAAAUAUAGCCGCGACCGACUCUGACCAUACAUCUAUGGGAGACGAUACGGAAGACUCCAAGUCGCUCAUCACCGCUGAUAAAUAUUACUGGCGUCAGUCCUCCGAGCCCAAGGAGAACCUGGGAAUACAUCAGUUGCUGGCCAUCACGAUAGUCACCAGGAUGGCUGACAAUGGUAACAAUCAGCGCAGUUCCGUGAUCUACCCGAAGAAGAAGCAGCAGAUGAGCACGUCGCAGCCGACCUCGCCGGUCGCUAAGCAAGAGGAUACGAAGAUGUUGUUUGACAAUCUCCUGGUCGGCAAGAACGACGAGGACCUGCAGAAUAUGCUCAACGGAAACAUAUCAGAAGUGUCGACUGACACCAAGAGCUUCAAAGAGAAGUUGAUCAUGUUUGAAAAGCUCGGAAAGUGAGCUUACGACGAUAAAACGACGAUAUAGGAGUCGUCCUUGCAACCCCCCUCCACACCCCCCUUUUUCAAUUCACAGGAACGUUUCGAUAUAGCGGUGAAUGCUUAACGCGGGAAAAGGAGACGUCGGAAAUGUAAAGAGAUGGAAUGAUCUCCGUCUAGCGAUUGAUAAUAUAUACAUAUAUAUAUUAUAGUAGAGCAUACACACGAUCCUAGGUGUUUUCGUACAAAGCACACCGAUUAUUCACGAGACGAGCGGAAGCAGAGAGGGGAAUCAAACAAUAGCUCGUUUCACGUAGUGGACCACGUGACCGAGCUGGUUCGAUCGUUUAUCCGUGGAGCUAAAGAUUCGAGAUAAAAAAAAAUAACAAGCGCGAAUUUAACCGUACGGAUAAAAGUAGAAAAUGGGAUAGUACUUUAUAUAGAUGUCGGUUUACAGAUAGUAAGAACUCGGAAAUACCAAACGAGAGCUUGGUACUUAGAUCAUUUCGCGAAUAAUUUUUCUCAUGUACGCGUGUCGAUGUAAUGUCGCGAUAAAUAAGUAGAAAAAACUGGCUUGUAAGAACUGUCUCUAAAUAUUGGAUGCGGUAGUUUAAAUCUAAUAACGGGAAGAUAUGAAAGGGAAUAUUUAAUGUUAGAAAUAUUCUUCGCGGGAUAAAGGGCUGAUUUGACAUGAUAAGUGGCAACCAUAAGGUACGUUUAAAAUCUGAAAAGAUAUUUCGGCGCGAGCAUUAUCAAACAAUUUUAACUUCCCGCUAUUAGAUUUCAAUUAUCGUGUCCCGCAUCUAACGGCAGCUCUUAUUAACCUAUCUUCUUUACUGGGUUAUCUUCAGAAACUUUACAAAAACUUUAAAUAAAUAAAUAUAAAUAUCGCGGCACUUACAUGGUUUAACUCGAGGAAAAUUCGAAAUAACAAUUCCAAUGCGAAACGUGACAGUUCACAUCGAUGAUAUCCGACUUCGUUUCGUUAUCGUUUGGACGUCGUUGAGAAGAGAGAAGACGCCUUUCCUGCUCGUGCGACGGCAUUUCUUUUUCAAUUCUCGCGUUUUUCCCACGCAUCGAAAAUUUAUUUAAUAAUAAUAUAAAAAUAAUUUCCACGUUGUUGUUGAGAUUUUUGUGCGACGAGAUCACGCACGACGCUCGGUCACAGAACGCGCGUGUACAUUCUCGUAGGAUCUUUAGCGUUAUUCAAAGAUAGCUGUACAGUAGUUUAGCGGAUGUGAUCCUUGCUCGUGGCACAUUUACAAAUAUCGUGUAUCAUCUCAAUGUGUAAAUAUGAAAAGAAGAAUAUAUAUAUAAGGAAUCACCGAUGCAGGAGAACAAAAAAAUUAUAUAUAUUAUAUAUAUCACUAGUAGUAAUUUGGUAAAUAUAGAAGAGACACGGGGUAUAGAACUGUAUUGUAUCGACGAUCGAUUUUAGCGUAUCAAUGAGACAGGUACGUACGGAUGGGUGCAUUUUCGAUGCUCACGGGGACCCCGUUUAUAUUUAACUAUUAUAAAAAGUGUGUUACUUUUUCAAAAUUGUCGCCUACCUAUUACCCAGACGCAAAAUACGAUCGAAUUAUGUCAAUAAUUAUGUAUGUAACUAUGUAUGUAUGUGCGUCAUCGAAUUCUGAUCGAAUGCAAAUUACCCUGGCAACAAAGCGGGUCUACGAUUCUUCGUUGAUGACGAGUGAUAUUGAUAUCUGGCCUCAGUAUAUAACCGAAUGGCUUCGAAAGAUCGUGAUUAAGAGAACGAUGUGUAAAAAGGGAAAAUGUGAAACUGACGACGGUCGGUAGAGCGCUACGAUUCUACCCCAAACUGUUUCUCAUUUUUCUCGAUUCUCCGAGACAUAGAGAAAAAAAAAUCGUGCUGAUACUACCGCAGCAUAUCGUACUUGUACUCGUCGAAUUUCGCGAGGGAAGGAAAUUUUUAUAGCCUUUCAAGUGCCUUAUCGAAACCAACAGAACAGACCGAAGCACGACGGCUGUAGAAUACAAACGUUAUUACUUUCAAUCUCCUUCUUUUUAGUUGUCUAUAUAAUAAAUGUAUCGUUUCGGAUUCCGAGAACGUCGCAGAAAGAUCGUCUCUUAGAGAGUAUAAAUAGGAAAAAAAACUGAAUUUAACCACGUCACUGUAAUAUGUAAUGUUAUACAUAAUUAACAAAGGAAAAUUUUACAUACAUACACGCAUAUACCAACCACUCACCCAUUUAUACACACACACACACAGACGUACAUAGCACAGCCACAGGUGGAUACAGAUACACACAUUUACACGCAAACAGAUUUCUUUUUCGUUGAUGUAAAUAAAGCUGCCAUCGCAAUUACA
This is a messenger RNA of Dinoponera quadriceps, 5657 nucleotides long. RefSeq names its product heat shock protein DDB_G0288861-like. The coding region runs from base 462 to 3350 and encodes 962 amino acids. The transcript has 13 exons. Lineage: Eukaryota; Metazoa; Arthropoda; Insecta; Hymenoptera; Formicidae. The record is from RefSeq and is a predicted model, not a curated record.